Messenger RNA from Asterias rubens (European starfish), 2843 nucleotides. RefSeq names its product dolichyl-diphosphooligosaccharide--protein glycosyltransferase subunit STT3A. The transcript is spliced from 15 exons. Gene Ontology annotation, cellular component: membrane. Gene Ontology annotation, molecular function: dolichyl-diphosphooligosaccharide-protein glycotransferase activity. Gene Ontology annotation, biological process: post-translational protein modification. The coding region runs from base 116 to 2245 and encodes 709 amino acids. The record is from RefSeq and is a predicted model, not a curated record. Lineage: Eukaryota; Metazoa; Echinodermata; Asteroidea; Forcipulatida; Asteriidae.
GCGGCUGUCUGUGGAUCGUCCACGUUUACACAAAAUAGCGGCGUGUCACACAACAGGUGGAUUGAUUCAACUUGUUUAGAAAUUCUACAAUUUAGGAACAGUAGGUUAAGCAGCCAUGAAGUCCACCACAGCUUACAAGGCUCCAUCAUGGCUGGGUCGUAUGUCCCUAGAGAAACAAGAAACCCUGCUCAAGUUCUGCAUACUGACUUUCUGUAUGAUCCUUUCUUUCUCAACCCGUCUUUUCUCCGUGCUGCGCUUUGAAAGUGUCAUCCAUGAGUUUGAUCCUUACUUCAACUAUCGGACAACGAGAUUCUUAGCGGAGGAAGGUUUCUACAAGUUUCACAACUGGUUUGAUGAUCGGGCAUGGUACCCACUUGGGCGUAUCAUUGGGGGAACCAUCUACCCAGGUUUAAUGGUGACCUCUGCAGUCAUCUACCAUGCAAUGAACUUCCUGCAUCUGUCCAUUGAUGUCAGGAAUGUCUGUGUGUUCCUGGCUCCUCUCUUCUCAUCACUGACUACCUUAGUGACUUACCAUCUCGCUAAGCAACUUAAGGACACUGGAGCUGGAUUAGUAGCCGCAGCAAUGAUCUCCAUCGUGCCUGGUUAUAUCUCCCGUUCAGUGGCUGGUUCCUAUGACAAUGAGGGUAUAGCCAUCUUCUGUAUGCUUCUGACUUACACUCUAUGGAUCAAAUCCGUCAAGACAGGAUCCAUGUUCUGGGCAGCUCUCUGUGCUCUUGCCUACUUCUACAUGGUUUCGUCCUGGGGUGGAUACGUGUUCCUCAUCAAUCUGAUCCCAAUGCAUGUGUUGGCCUUGAUGGUUACCGGUCGAUUCAGCCAUCGCAUCUAUGUAGUCUACAACACUGUCUACUGCCUGGGGACCAUCCUCUCUAUGCAGAUAUCAUUUGUGGGCUUUCAACCUGUGCAGUCAAGUGAACACAUGGCUGCUUUGGGUGUGUUUGGACUGUGUCAGAUUCUGACCUUCGUGGAGUAUGUACGAUCUCGUCUCAGCCAGCAUUACUUUGAUGUCCUGUUCCGUAGUGUUAUGCUGAUUGUUGGUGUGACUGUAGGAGCUGUUGGGGCUGUUCUCAUGGCAACAGGAAAGAUCUCACCAUGGACUGGUCGUUUCUAUUCCCUGUUGGAUCCUUCAUAUGCUAAGAAUAACAUCCCAAUCAUUGCAUCUGUUUCUGAGCAUCAGCCUACUACAUGGAGUUCAUUCUACUUUGAUCUACAGAUGCAUGUUUUCAUGUUCCCUGUUGGUAUGUACUACUGCUUCUCUAAGCUGACUGACGCUAACAUCUUCAUCAUACUGUAUGGAGUUACUAGUCUCUACUUCUCGGGUGUGAUGGUACGUCUGAUGUUGGUCCUAGCUCCAGUCAUGUGUAUCCUGUCAGGCAUUGGCAUCUCCUCCAUCUUGACCACCUACGUCAAGAAUCUAGACAUCAACAAGAGUGAUAAGAAGUCCAAGAAAGCAGAAGCAUCCAACUACCCCAUCAAGAACGAGGUUGCCACUGCUGUGGUUCUCAUGAUGACGAUGUUCUUAAUCACCUACACCUUUCAUUGUACUUGGGUAACAUCUGAAGCGUACUCCUCUCCAUCCAUCGUCCUAUCAGCCAGGGCUGGAGACGGAGGCAGAAUCAUCUUUGAUGACUUCCGUGAGGCUUACUACUGGCUCAGACAUAACACUGAAGAGGACGCCAAAGUGAUGUCAUGGUGGGAUUAUGGGUAUCAGAUAACGGCCAUGGCGAAUAGAACCAUCCUAGUGGAUAACAACACUUGGAACAAUACGCAUAUAUCACGUGUUGGACAGGCUAUGGCCUCUACAGAGGAUAAAGCAUAUGAGAUUAUGAGAGAGCUUGACGUGAACUACGUGCUGGUUAUAUUUGGUGGCCUGACUGGUUACUCUUCAGAUGAUAUUAACAAGUUCCUAUGGAUGGUGCGUAUUGGUGGCAGCACAGACACAGGACGUCACAUCAAAGAGACUGACUACUACACACCACAAGGAGAGUUCCGUGUCGAUAGAGAAGGCUCACCCACACUGCUCAACUGCCUCAUGUAUAAAAUGUGCUACUAUCGCUUUGGAAAAGUCUACACAGAAUCAGGCAAGCCAACAGGAUACGACCGUGUCCGCAACGCAGAGAUCGGCAACAAAGAUUUUGAAUUAGAUGUUCUAGAAGAAGCCUACACUACCGAACAUUGGUUGGUUCGCAUCUACAAAGUCAAAGACUUACAGAACCGUGGCGCGUAAUCACUCCUUGUUUUAGCCUCGCAACAUAGAAUAGACUAGGAUUUUACACUUCUAAGGUUUUUUACAAUUCCAACUAACCAUGCAGUGAAAACUAAAAUUGUUGCUUUACACUUGAAAGUUGGUAUAGACCUGUUGAAUAUGACGUCACCGUUCAAAUAUCUGACCUACAAGAUGGUGCGUGUGCGUAUGUGUGUGCGUGCAUGUGCCGUAGAAAUUUAACCGGUGCUUCCCAGGGUGCUUCUUUGGGUGCUUCUUUGAUGUACGCAUUUGGCAGUGCAUACGGUUUGCCCUACAAGAUAGCGACUUUCAUAGCAAAAAAGGGGUUACUUAUUCAAUACGGUCUAUACAAAUUUGUGUGCCACCUCGUACCACAAGUAGGCGUUAGAUGUAAGCUGCUUUACUAGCAUUUGAAAAUAGGCAGAUACUAUCAUGUAUAAUCAUAUCAAUCUAUCCUGGGCCCUAUUUCUUAAAGCUAUUAAGCAAAACAUACUGCUAAGCGAAUUUCUGUGUUCAGCAUACUAUUAGUGGGGCACCAGUUGCUAUAAUGUCAACCUUAUGGAAUUUUGGCUGGUAACCAGUUUCUGUUAAGCAAGAUUUU